AUGGCUUCCAUCUGGAUUCCCUUUUGCCUUGUAGUUGUUUUGGGAUUGAAUUUCAUGAGGAAAUGGAUAAAGGGUUCUAAUAAUGAAGUCAAGAAGAAGCUUCCACCAGGACCGCGGAAGCUACCUUUGAUUGGGAAUAUGCAUCAUUUGAUGGGUUCACUUCCUCACCAUGCACUCACAAAAUUAGCCAAAAAACAUGGAGACCUUAUGCACCUUCAGUUGGGUGAAAUUUCGGCCAUUGUCGUGUCGUCUCCUCGGGUCGCAAAAACUGUAUUGAAAUCUCAUGAUACAGCUGUUUCAAAUAGGCCUGAUUUCCUAGUGGGGAGGAUCAUAUUCUACGACUAUUCGGACCUGGGAUUCGCCCCGUAUGGUGAUUACUGGAGACAACUGCGAAAAAUAUGCACUUUGGAACUCCUCAGCACCAAAAGCGUCCGAUCAUUCGCUUCGAUUCGCCAAGAUGAGGUCUCGAAACUCGUUUCAUCCAUCCGGGAGGAAGCCCUGUUUGAACAGAGGAAACAGGGCACAAAUUUGACCCGGAAGGUCUCCUCCUACACGAUUUCGAUGAUUAGCAGAGCUGCAUUUGGCCGGGCAUUCGAGCGGCAUCAAGAAAAGCUGGCGGAGCUGAUGAGGGAAGUGCUUUUCCGGAUGAGUGGAUUCGACGCUUCGGAUCUUUUCCCAUCCUGGAAAGUUCUUCAGCAUUUAAGCUUGAUGAAGCCCAAGUUGAUGGAGUUGCGAAGUAGGGCUGAUGAGAUUUUAGAUGUCAUAAUUCAAGAUCAUGUGGAGAACCCAACUGGAAAAAACGGCGAAUUCGGCCAAGAAGAUCUGAUUGAUGUUCUGCUGAGGAUCAAACAAGGCGGCGGUGACUACAAUUUCCCUCUUACCAACACAAAUAUCAAGGCUAAUAUGGAAGUCCCCUUAACUAAUCUAUUAUAUCACUUUGAUUGGAACCUUCCCAAUGAUAUCAUCACCACUGGCUUAGACAUGACGGAGAGCUAUGGAAUAACUGCGGCUAUGAAAAAUGACCUUUUCUUGGUUCCGUCUCCGUUAUGA
This is a messenger RNA of Oldenlandia corymbosa var. corymbosa, 1050 nucleotides long. Lineage: Eukaryota; Viridiplantae; Streptophyta; Magnoliopsida; Gentianales; Rubiaceae. The record is from the annotation of a GenBank genome assembly.